GCAGUACCUUGGGCUCCUAGAGGAUACAGUAAUGCAAAUACAUUUCAUAUUUACAGGCUGUAACUUGAGGUUUGGGCCAAGGGUCUGGUAUCACAGUACUGCCCUCCGAGGACCACUUUCCAUGACACUUGAUCCCUGGCUGACCAGGAGAGGUGGUGGCAAGUUGGACUGAUGUAUGAAGUUUUGCUAGACAGGGUUUUAUGGGAUAUACUUUGUCCUCCCCUUUGCCCCCAAAUCCCUCCUGCCUCGAUUCAGAUUUGUUGCUGAGUCUGGAGUACGGCAUGUACUAGGAGCAUGUGUCUGGGGAGGGUGCAUGGAGGGAGGCAUGUAUGCAACCCCCACCCCUGCCAAUUGCUGAACAGAAUGUUGUAUCAGCUAGGAUCUGUGCACAGUUCUUAGGAACAGUAGGGGAGUCCCACAUGCUAAUCACACAACACUUUGUAAUGCUUUGAGUGACACCUGUGGGUUUAUGAAAGCUCACAGAAUAGUCAGCCCCCCUGUUCUAAAGAGUCAGUUCUUGGUCACCCCAAAGGCAAGUCAUAGAAAAGCUGCUCAGUUUUAUGAUUGGUCUCUUGGGUGUCCCUUUCUCACACAAAGAAGGAAAGAGCUCUAGCUUGCUGAUGUGCUUUGCAGGAAGAAAGGCCCUGAUUGUGUUGGCACACGAGGAGAAUUCCUUCAAUCAUGCCAUGAAAGAUGCUGCUGUGGGCAUGCUGCAGAAGAGAGGCUGGAGUGUCACCAUUUCUGACCUAUACAAGAUGAAGUUUAACCCUGUGCCAUCACUGGUACUGAACAUCACUGCUCCCCUUAAAGUUCACUGCUCCCCUUAAAACCCCAACAACUUCAAGUAUGGUCCUGAGACAACCUUAGCAUGGGCAGAAGGUUGGCUGAGCAGCAACAUUGUAGCAGAACAGAAGCAGCUCGAAGCUGCAGACCUUCUGAUAUUCCAGGUACCAUCUCACCCUGCCAGAGGAAAGGGGAAAGUCCUGGGUUGA
Molecule: messenger RNA, 992 nt
Organism: Dermochelys coriacea (leatherback sea turtle)
Lineage: Eukaryota; Metazoa; Chordata; Testudines; Dermochelyidae
Gene: NQO1
Product: NAD(P)H quinone dehydrogenase 1
Cellular component (GO): cytosol
Molecular function (GO): NAD(P)H dehydrogenase (quinone) activity
Source: RefSeq, a predicted model, not a curated record